AUGAAGAAAGGUAGAGUUUGCGAGCUCUGCACUAACCAGGCUUCUCUCUACUGCACCUCCGAUGCAGCAUUUCUUUGCUUCCGUUGCGACGCUACAGUUCACCAGGCAAAUUUCCUCGUAGCUGCCCAUGUCCGCCAACCGCUCUGUGCCGAAUGCAUGGCUUUCACCGGAGACCAAAUUUCCGGUGCUGGAACUCUGACUCUCCCUCAGAUUUGUCAAUUUUGUUUGCCGGAUGCACUUUCUGACGACGUUGAUUCCUUGUCUUCUUCUUCAGCUUGCAUUUCGAGUACCCAGUCUUGUGUCGCUGGUCCGAAGAGGAUCGCGCUCAAAAAUCGGAGAGUAAGAGAGCAUUUAUUGAAACAUAGCGUCUCGAGCUCUCUAACGAAGAUAUCUAGAGAGGAUGUGAUUGUUCCGACAGCGUUGGCUAAGAUGAAGAUCGGACCGAGCGUGGACGCGAAGGCCGAGGGCAUUUUCAUGAAUUGGUGCAGGAAGCUAGGGGUAAAUGGUAUUUUGGUUGUUCCCUCGGCAGCGCAAGCAUUGGAAUUUUGUUUGGGCAGGGUGGCGGCUUUGUCCUUCAGAGUGUCUGCGGCGGUGUCGCUUUGGUUAGCCUUGAGAUUUUGCGGGGACAAGUCUUUGUCCACAUGUCAGAACCUGAGUAGGCUCCAGGAGGUGUCCGGAGUGCCAACUAAGCUGAUUCUGGCGGCCGAGGCAAGGCUCACACGUGCGGUAAGAAUCGGGAGAGCACGACGGGCUUUAGAGGAAGGAUGGGCCGAGUGCUGA
Messenger RNA from Corylus avellana, 780 nucleotides. RefSeq names its product B-box zinc finger protein 32. Lineage: Eukaryota; Viridiplantae; Streptophyta; Magnoliopsida; Fagales; Betulaceae. Gene Ontology annotation, molecular function: zinc ion binding. The record is from RefSeq and is a predicted model, not a curated record.